GUUUAGAAGAAAGUUUAGUGGCCGCUCAAGAUGGCGGAUAUACGAUUUCAUAUAGAGAGCACUGAUGGUCCAGAAGAAGAGGACCAAGAAGAUGAAGGAUACGAGAUGGAUCAAGACGAGACGUCUUUACAUUGUUAUGCUUCCGCUGAAGAACCAAUGGGUCCCAUCAUUAGAAUGGAAAGGUUUAUGUUGAGCGACAUAAUUGUAAAUCGACAAAUGGCAGCUAGAUGUUGUCAGGACGCUUUGAGAGCGAGCAAGGCAAAGGAAGAAGUUUAUCAUGUGUUGAGACUGAUGGUUCGCCUAUCGGACGACAUUGAGCCAUCUGUUAGAGUGGAGCUGAUGGAGCAAGUACCACAUGUCGCUGUAUACUGUUACGAGCAUCACUCAAUGAUGGAAGCUGUACCGCAGUACAUUUUAUUCAUUGUGCUGCGGUUUUUGACUGAUUCGAACAAUCAGGUUCGUAAAACAAGUCAAGCGGCACUACUGGUUCUGUUGGAACAGGAAGUUGUGGAAAGAGAGGAUGUUGAGGAACAGGUUUGUCCUGUUCUUCUUCAGCUGACAGCAGGGGAGAGCAAUGAUGACUUCAGAUCUGAAGCAGUGGCUUUGAUGAGUAAGAUGGCUCCGCUUGUUGGAAGAGACAUCACAGAGAGAUACUUUUUACCAAGAUUUGAACUUCUUUGUUCUGAUCCUCUGUUCCAUGUCAGGAAGGUUUGUGCAUCAAACUUUGGUGAGAUGUGCAGUGUUCUAGGGCCAGAUGUGACCAGGGAGAGAAUGCUUCCAGUCUUCUUCAAACUGUGUCAAGAUGGAGUUUGGGGUGUUAGAAAGGCAUGUGCUGAAUGUUACAUGAGUGUGUCAAGUGCAAGCCUAGCAGAAACCAGGAAAACAGAGCUCUCUCAGUUCUUCGUUGGUUUGCUCUGUGACAAGUCAAGAUGGGUUCAAAUGGCAGCAUAUCAAAGUCUGGGACCAUUUAUUUCCACAUUUGCAGACCCAGCUGACAGUGGUUUUUACAUAAACGAGGAUGGUGUUUUGACUGCUUUAUCCGAGAGAGAGCUGGAAACCCCUCCUCCUUCCCCAACUAAAACAGAGGGAGAACCAACUGCCAGUGAAACUACCAGUGGUGAAUCUAAUGAAGAUGCGACUCUUUCGGAAGAAUCUCGUGAAGGAAACAAGCAUCAAACUGAACGACAGUCAUCACCUGAGGCUCGCACUACAGAUUCUGGUUAUAUUUCCCCUCCUGAAAUCAUGUCAAAUGAUCAAGAUCUACAGAAACAAUCACAUGACACACAAAACAGGGAUGUUGUUACUCAAACAUGUUCUAAAGAAUCAAGAAAUUGUGACAAGCACAUGACCACAGAUCUUGAUGAGGUUGACGAUAAGUACUUUGAUUCAUUUCUCUAUUGGAGGACUCCUUUACCUCAAGUUGAAUUAGAUGCUGAAGAUUUAGAUGUUGCAACUGUUGAAAAUGUUAAAACUGCAAGUGAUAAAUUAGACUUGAAACCUGGAGCUAAUGCACUGCAUGAAGGAGAAACAAGUGGCUUGCUGGAGACACAGUGUCAUAGCAACACCUUUAACCAACAUCAUCGUCAUCAUCCAAGGUUGGCUUUUGUGCAUGGUGAUGAUGACAGUGAUGAGGAAGAUGGUAUUCCUCUCUAUUCUCUCACUGAUGAUUUUCAUAUGGAUCAUGGUAUUGGGAGGUUUGAUUACGAUGAUUACAGGAAGCUUAAUUUAGCUCACACAUCUUCAUUUGAUGAUGACCUUCUUAUUGCCGAUCAUAUAACUGCUCCACCUGUGCAGCAUGUUAUUCCUCAAACUCUCCUUGAUCACUAUAUAUCCAUGACUGAACCAGCCAAAGCUCAAACUAUUGACACAGAGAUAGUGCGGCACUGUGCUUUCAGUUUACCAGCAGUGACACUUACACUGGGACGUAAAAACUGGCCAUGUCUGAGAGAUACGUUUGAAAUGCUUAUUGCAGAUAUGCAGUGGAAAGUUCGAAGAACAUUAGCAUUUUCCAUCCAUGAACUAGCUUUAGUUCUUGGAAGUGAAAUCACACGCAUUGAGUUAGUACCUACUUUUAACAGUUUCCUUAAGGAUUUGGAUGAGGUGAGAAUAGGUGUACUGAAACAUUUAGCAGACUUCAUCAAGCUUCUUCCAUCUGAUGUAAGCGGUGACUAUCUUCCCAUGCUAACAGACUUUCUCACAACAGAUAAUAACAGAAACUGGCGGUUUCGUUUUGAGCUUGCUGAGCAACUUAUGUCUCUAUGUGAGAUAUAUGAACCCAAACAAGUUUUGCAGUAUAUUUGUCCUAUUGCCAUUUCACUUGCCACAGACAGAGUGGCCGAUGUCAGAACGAUAGCAUUUAAACUGAUUGGUAUUUUACUUCAAAGGCUGCAUAGCUGCACUGAAGAUGGUCCGGCUCACAAGUUUGUGUGUGACAUCAUCAAUAAAUUUGCACAUAGCCCACAAUGGACAAGGAGACAAGCGUAUGCACAACUCUGCCAAAAUUUACUGGAAGAAAAUGUUGAAACGGGGGAACAGUUCUCCAAAGAGUUUUUACCAAGUUUGUUGUAUCUCCUAACGGAUCCUGUACCCAAUGUUCGACUCAGUUUAGCCAGGACUUUGUCACAGAGUGUUACAGUCUUAGAACUGUUCAAAGAGAAUGAUGCAGAGGGCAAAGAGACCAUUCUUUCUGCUCUGCAGAGGCUUCAAUAUGAUCCAGACAGGGAUGUCAGGUACUUUGCUGGGGUGGAGGAAGAUGCAUUGGAUCUUACUAAUGAGGGUCAAACGACAAGUUUGGAUACUGCUCAGGCUGAUUUGCAGGAAGUAAGCUGUGCCCUUGAAGAAGAUUGCGAACUUGAAAAUCUUACACCUGAUGAUGAAGGGGAAAACAGAGCCGAUGAAGUUAGCAUAAAUGAAGAAAAUAAAACUGAAACUUUUAAUAACACUGAACUGUUGGAGGACUUACAUCAGAAAACAUUAGAAGAGUCAUCAUCCUCUGGAACCGUAUUUGAUACAGAUUCUGAAAGUACAGCAUUUGAAUUUGAAGAGGAGGAAAGGAGGUUAGAUUUACAAUCUCAAGACGUCACAAAUACAGGUGACACAUCUGAAGAACUUCAUAAAGAUUUGAAAUCUGAUGGGGAGAAGGAACCUCAGUGCUCUUUUGAGGAGUUGAAUGAAUCGUCAGAUCCAAUAGAAGAAGCAGAGGGGGAAUGCUUUUGACGUAAAAUGACAUAUGCCAAUUGUACAUUUUCUAAGAUAUUUUGUGUAGCAAUCAAAUUUACACACAAGUGUGUUUGAAUUAUUGGAAAUCUGUUUGGUUGCUUUGUUUAAAUGAAUAUAGUAAUUGAGCAACAAGCAAUUGAGGGGUUCCCAAGGAGUUAUUUUUUAAUAUUAAUUAUAUUAUUAGGGUAGGUGUUAAUUUAUGGAGGUGAAUGCAGGUAAUAAAUAAUUAUCCAAUGUCAAUGAAAACUGCAUUUGUGAUGAAUUCCUCAAUGUAUUGUAUAUAAAAUGGAUUACCAUGAUCUUUUUCGUUCAGAUUUUCAGUUAGGCCUGUUGAUAUAUUUCAAAGAAUGUUUUUUCUGAAUUUUUAGACAUGUUGCCAAGUAGGAGUUUUUUUCUCCUUUCCUAGGCAGAAUGUACAUUCUAUUACUAAACUUAAUAAAUUCUUUAUCUUAAGCCAACUUUAUUUUACAGUGAUCAUAACAAUAAUUCCUAUUUCAGUUGCAGAAAAACUCCUAAUUUGUGAAACAUUUCUUGGAUUUUCCAGGCAGACCAAGUUAGAUGCAUAUUCCUUGAGCUAGACUGGAAGAAAUGUAUUUAAGUCUGGGUCAGAUCCUAUGAAAACACACAAUUCUUUUCAGAAUGUCUUUCAGAAAUAAAGCAAAGAUAAAAUAUAACCAAAAUCAGAAGUAGCAGUGUACCAUACUCUUAAUCGUCAUCUUGGAUGAAGGGAGAAGACAUUUUGAGAUCCAUUUUGUAAAGUUAGAAGUCAGUUGAGGGGUGAAAAGUGCAAAAAUAUUUUAACCUCUCAAAAUUACGCUUCAAUGAAACCAGAAGAGCCAUUGAUUUUAUUAAGAACCCAGGCUUGUCCUUAGUACACAAUCUUCUCUGGCAUUUUAGUCGUGGGAUUUUGGUUAUAGCUGGAGCUGAUCCUAUUGUGGUUUGCUUCAAAUUAGGAAUUGUGGAUGUUAUAUCCUACUUUUUCACCCUAUACACGAUGCAAAUUCUUACUUUGCAUAGCCUCUUUAUACUUAAAAUACUUGAAUUAUGGAGAUAGCUUUGGGUGUUAGUUUGUUUUCUUUUAAAUAUGAGGAGGAAUUGAAAAUUUUGAAAUGUGAUCCCAACGAUUUUCUUGUAGCUUUGUUCAGAUGCAAAUCAAGCUGAACCUUACUUGUUCUUUGAGAAAAGCCAUAGAGCUGAUAGUAAAAAGGAGACAAACUUUAUUGUGACAGUCCUACCCUUAAAUUUUUUCCUUUUGCAUUUAAAUAACCUUUGCCCCAAUAAUGAUGUGCACCCAGUUUCUCCCCAUUUUAAAGGGAGGUCAUCAUCAGUAAAUGCCAGGAGAAUUAAGGAAAUGAUCACCUUGUAAAAUUGAUCUGAUAUUCACAAACUCUCAUUGUUGUCGUUGUAAGAAAACGUAUAGUUACCAUUAAUGAGAGUUGAGAUGUCAAUGAACAGACUCGAAGGACAAUCAGAACCAGGCCUCCUCAAAAUUGAUUGAAGAAGUGACAUCAAACAAUGGGGACUUGAAUUUCUCAACAACACUGGCUUAGUUUGUGGAAUGAAGUGGCUUUGUUGUAUGUUAUGGUCAGUUUUGCAUCCAGGGUAGCCCCUUUUCUAAAAAAAGGUUUGGCAGUUGGCUUCUUUUUACAGGCAGUGUCCUCAAUUUUUUGCCCUUGGGAGAGAGAGUCAUGUUUGUUGGAAUAGGACAACUGCCACACUGAUCAGAGGGUUGCUUUGCAGGAAGUCAGAAAUUUCCAGUCUGUCACUUGUACUGAACUACAUUGAGUACCUCCUGCAAAAGCUAAUAUGGGAAUGUUUAUCUUCAGAUAGGAAUUUUGAGUUUGUCAUAGAAUUCAUUGGUUGAGUUACUAUAAUUAAUUUGAAAUACUGAAACUGAGCAUAUUCUUAAUUCAUUCCCUGAACUAUUUCCUCAAGUAGGGACUAUAAAAUUUAUACCAUUAAAAAUUUAAUUUUUGUAACUGCAGAUGUAAUGCCUAAAUUAUUUUUGGAUUGGAUGUUUGAACUGAAUGUCUGCAUUAAUUGUAAUAAACAAGAAUUUCUCACAGUAGGUAACUCUUUCAUAAAUAUUUCAUUUUCACAGUGACAUUGAAAGAACACUUUGGUAUUGAAACAACCAGUUAAAUACUGCUCCACAUACAGCACUGCCAAGUUAUGUGGGUUGAAACUGUUUGCUGAAUGGAGUAAUAUUGUAUCACAUGUUGAUGUUGAGUAUGUGCAAUUGAUUAAAAUCACAAACCAAUUUGUAUA
Molecule: messenger RNA, 5487 nt
Organism: Stylophora pistillata
Lineage: Eukaryota; Metazoa; Cnidaria; Anthozoa; Scleractinia; Pocilloporidae
Product: serine/threonine-protein phosphatase 4 regulatory subunit 1
Biological process (GO): protein dephosphorylation
Cellular component (GO): cytoplasm
Molecular function (GO): protein phosphatase regulator activity
Source: RefSeq, a predicted model, not a curated record